GUCUUUUCGCGGGAAGUUACUUUCGCUUUGCCUGGCAUCACAACAGCAUAAGACUCUUCUGACAGUAGCGUUUGACUGUUUUCUGUACAAAAACCUUCUGUCUGUGUAUAUAUGACUUAGUUCACUAUCGAGACAUCUAAUUAAGUGUUUAGCUAGCGGUUUAUAUUCAUCUGGGCUUUGACGUAUUUAUGUUUCAUCAUGAGCUGUUUGCUGAUGAGAGAAAGCCCUAUGAUCAUUGCGCUUAAUAAGGAGAAGACAGUCUAUGACGGGUUCAUCACAGUGCUGGAAAAAGACUUCAGGAUAAGAAUAUCUCUACCCCCUGAUCAUCAGAUGAAACAGGCAAAAUUACAUUGUUGUUGGCAAAUGAAACGGCUACUUCAUGGUUAUCAACAUAUUUUGAAGCAGAGAUUACAGCAUUCAACUAAUCUGAUGGCCUUUAUCCUGGAACUCAGAACAGUAUUGGAAGUGGCGUUAAAGAGCCAGCCAGGAUGUCAGUCCUUCUCACCACCCCAGUAUUAUUCCCAGCUGAUAACAGAGAUGGAGAUCUUAGGAUGGGAUAAGCUGCUCUUCAUCGAUGCAGAGUUCCGCACACUCAAGAUGAAGGCAGAGGACUCUGCAGGGCGUCAGCACGCUAUUACAAUCAAGCUCAAGUCCAAGUAUCCAGCUGAGGCCCCAGAGUUUUCUGCAGAUCUUCCUGUUCCACUAAUCAUCACAUGGACCUCUCAGAGCACCUUGGCCAGUGUCCACAGUCAGUUCCUGAUAAACGUUGAGGCGCUGUCCGAGUUCUGGUCGGUGCUGGAUGAGAUAGAUGAGCAGACGUGGGUGUUGGAACCAGAAAAACCCACAAAAGCAGACUCCACGAGAAGGAUCGCCAUCGGAAACAAUGUCUCAAUAAAGGUGCAAAUUGACCCCAGACACCCCAAAAUGCUGCCAGAGUGCUGUUUGCUCGGGGCUGAGCACGUUGUCACUCCUUUACGGAAUAAAUUGAAUGCCAAUAUGCAUUUAUGGAACCCUGACUGCAGUGUCCUACAGAAUAUGAAGGAUGUGUUGGAGAUAGAAUUUCCAUCGCCUACCACCCACGAAAAAUCUAGUUUCAGUGUUGAAUGUGGCAUCUGCUACUCUUAUCGACUUGAGUCAGACAUUCCAGAUCAGGUCUGCAAUGACCCACGCUGCGGCCAGCCUUUCCAUCAAGUGUGUCUUUAUGAGUGGCUGAGAGGUCUACCCACCAGUCGCCAAAGCUUCAAUAUUGUGUUUGGAGAAUGUCCUUACUGCAGCAAGCCCAUCACUGUGAAAAUGGUCACAGGAAACGCUUAAAAAGAGUCUGUUCCUUCAGAGCAAAGGUCAUGUGGCGUUACGGCUCCAGUAAGGAUAAUACCAACAACCAACAACAGUCAAUAUCAUAACAAGAAGGAAGAUCAACAUUAUUUUAAUGGGCCAUUUACUCUGAUUUUUUGAUUUUCCAAAGCCAUUUCUGUGAUGGUACAGAGUCCAUUCAUUUUCCAAUCCACAAACAUCACUUCCCCAGCGGUCUCCAUCAUCAUCAUAAGUUUCCUCCCAUUGGUUUUGAUGCCGGCUGUGUUUCCUGGUGUAGUUCCUCCAGUAGUCGACUUCACUGCUGGGUACUGCAUAGUCAUCAUUUAGUGUUUGAGUGCGUUUUUGCUGGUUCAAAUAGUGACGGUUUUGUUUUCCCCUCAUGGUCAUCCAGGUCUUGCCCUCAUAAACUUCCGCGUUCCUCUUUUCCUGUGUUGUUGGAGCAAAUUGUAUCUUUUGACAUUAUAAGAAAUAUAAAUGAGAGAUAUUGGAUCUGUUAAUGCACUUUUGUAUCAAACAAUAAUCAUUGCAAAGCAUAUUUGUAUUUCCUAUGACUUUUGAUGUGCUUAAUACAUUGAUCAAUUUGAAGUGAAUGACUGACUGUGGUCUAUUUGUCAUUUGGCCUGUGCUCUGCUGUUGGUUUUACUUGUUCGUGUUCUUGUCUCUGCCGUGCUCCUGCUCUUGUUCUAGGAUGAACUCGUGGAGGGAGGGGCUCAUCUUCAUCACUGAGGUUCUCAUCACUUUCUUCAGGCAUAAACUUUUGCCUAUCACUUCUUUUUGCAGCAAUGUCAGCUUUGUUUGGUCUCUGUAAAGAUGACACCAACAAUUAAUUUAAAUGAGAGUGUAUGAUAACACUAUAUUCAUAUACAUAUAUAUAUAUAUAUACGAGGACUUCCAAAUAUGAUGAUCACUUUGUGAGAGACCCUCUUCCUAAUAUAUGUAAUGGCAACUGUACUACCGUUCAAAAGUUUGAGGUCAGUAAAGUGACAGUAAUGACAUUUAUAAUGUUACAAAAGGUUUUUAUUUGAAAUAAAUGAUGUUCUUUUGAACUUUUCAACACUGAUAAUCAAUAAAGUUUCCUGAGCACCAAA
Megalobrama amblycephala (Wuchang bream) is the source of this 2402-nucleotide messenger RNA. RefSeq names its product FA complementation group L (gene fancl). NCBI's taxonomy places the organism in Eukaryota, Metazoa, Chordata, Actinopteri, Cypriniformes, Xenocyprididae. Gene Ontology annotation, biological process: protein monoubiquitination; interstrand cross-link repair. Gene Ontology annotation, molecular function: ubiquitin protein ligase activity. The transcript has 14 exons. Gene Ontology annotation, cellular component: Fanconi anaemia nuclear complex; nucleus. The record is from RefSeq and is a predicted model, not a curated record. Bases 199 to 1314 code for a protein of 371 amino acids.